Messenger RNA from Trematomus bernacchii (emerald rockcod), 2334 nucleotides. Its product is annotated as excitatory amino acid transporter 1-like. Gene Ontology annotation, cellular component: plasma membrane. Gene Ontology annotation, biological process: L-aspartate import across plasma membrane; L-glutamate import across plasma membrane; D-aspartate import across plasma membrane. Bases 100 to 1680 code for a protein of 526 amino acids. Lineage: Eukaryota; Metazoa; Chordata; Actinopteri; Perciformes; Nototheniidae. Gene Ontology annotation, molecular function: neutral L-amino acid transmembrane transporter activity; L-glutamate transmembrane transporter activity; glutamate:sodium symporter activity. The transcript has 10 exons. The record is from RefSeq and is a predicted model, not a curated record.
AUGAGACUCACUUUGAUUCCUCCACACACUCUUCCUGUUGGAGCUCCAUCCUCCAUCUUCCUGCAGAUCUGAAGAACUCACACACACCUGAAGAGCAGGAUGCAGCGCUUCAGAGAAGGCAUUCACAUCCGGACGAUGAAGGCCAAGAGGAAAGUGGAGGAGAUCUCCAAAGAGAACGUCCAGGCUUUCUUCAAGAAGAACGCCUUUGUUCUCUUCACAGUGGCAGCAGUUGUCGUUGGUAUCAUUCUGGGAUUCGCGCUCCGUCCGUAUAAGAUGACCUAUCGAGAAGUGAAGUACUUCUCUUUCCCCGGAGAGCUGUUGAUGAGAAUGCUCCAGAUGCUCGUUCUCCCCUUACUGGUCUCCAGUCUGAUAACAGGAAUGGCAGCGUUGGACAGCAAAGCGUCAGGAAAGAUGGGCAUGAGAGCCUUGAUUUAUUACAUGACCACGACCUUCAUCGCAGUCUUCACCGGGAUCAUCGUUGUCCUCAUCAUUCACCCCGGGAAAGGAUCCAAAGCGGAGUUUGGAAAGCAGCAAAAGAUCGAGCAAGUCAGUCCUGCGGACGCCUUCUUAGAUCUGAUCAGAAACAUGUUUCCUCCAAACCUGGUCCAGGCCUGCACCCAGCAGUUCAAAACCAAGUAUGGAAAGCGGGUUGUCACUGUGACGAUGACGGUGAACGAAACCCUCUUCAACUCCACCAAUGCGACCCAGGAGGUGAUGGAGAUCUCCAGAGAGGAAGCGAUCCCGGUGCCGGGCCAGGUCAACGGGGUCAACGCUCUCGGGCUGGUGGUCUUUUCCGUGUGCUUUGGUUUGAUAAUUGGCAACAUGAAGGAGCAGGGCCAGAUCCUCAGGGACUUCUUCGACGCCCUGAAUGAAGCCAUCAUGCGCCUGGUGGCCAUCAUCAUGUGGUACGCUCCUAUCGGGAUCCUGUUCCUGAUCGCAGGAAAGAUCGUGGAGAUGGAUGAUCUGACUCAGAUGGGCGGCCAGCUGGGGAUGUAUACCAUCACGGUGAUAAUCGGGUUACUAAUCCACGGAGUUCUUAUUCUUCCCACUCUUUAUUUUGUUAUCACUCGGCAAAACCCCUUCACCUUCAUCGCUGGCAUCCUGCAAGCUCUGGUCACCGCCCUGGGAACAUCCUCCAGCUCUGCAACCCUGCCUGUCACCUUUAAAUGUCUGGAGGAGAACAACAAAAUUGACAAGAGAAUCACACGCUUCGUGCUGCCGGUGGGAGCCACGAUCAAUAUGGAUGGAACGGCGCUUUAUGAGGCGCUGGCGGCCAUCUUUAUAGCCCAGGUCAACAACGUGGAGAUGAACUUUGGUCAGAUCCUCACCAUCAGUAUCACAGCCACUGCGGCCAGCAUUGGAGCGGCAGGCAUCCCUCAGGCCGGACUGGUCACCAUGGUGAUUGUUUUGACCUCUGUUGGACUUCCUACUGAUGACAUCACUCUCAUCAUUGCGGUCGAUUGGUUCUUGGACCGUCUGCGGACCACCACCAAUGUUUUGGGGGAUUCGAUCGGAGCGGGUAUCGUAGAGUUUCUGUCUCGACAUGAGCUCCGCAGCAAAGACGUGGAGAUGGGGAACUCCGUGCUGGAGGAGAAAGAGAGGAAGAAACCUUACAAGCUCAUCUCCCAGGAUAGUGAUUUUGAAAAUGACAAACGUGCUCACAGUGAAUCCAACAUGUAGGUCACAUGGUUCUGUUUGAAGGGAUAGAGACCUGAUUGCUAGAUGAUGUUUCCACCAUAACGUUGCUGACAUUAUUUCACACAUUUGUUAACGUUCCUUUAUUAUCUAGUCCUGCAUCACGUUCAUUUCUGAUUUGUAUGUUUACUACUUUAAUAUUUUAUCUUCAUAUAACAUGUAGUGAUUGAGGUGAAGGUAGAUUUAGAUACAUGUGACAGAUUUAAACACUGCAUUAAAAUAAGCAUUUUGUCACCAGGACAUAGCUCAACUUAAAUAAAAAUGUCUCUUUAUCGUCACAACAUAAGUUAAUAUUGUGGUUUUUAUUACAGGUUAUAACAAGAAUGCAAUGUGUGUGUGUGUGGUGUGGUGUGUGGUGUGUGUGUGUGGUGUGGUGUGGUGUGGUGUGGUGUGGUGUGGUGUGGGUGUGUGCGUGUGUGCGUGCCUAUGUGUAUGUGUGUGUGUGUGGCUGAAUUUUUUACCAACAUUGCUAAUUUUCUGUAGAUAUGACAGUGAAUAUGUUGGGUGAUUUAAUGCUUGUUAACGCUUCUGAUUUCAAUAUGAAUGUGUGACGCGGAUAUUGAAGUCUCUCUGAGAAAAUGGUGACCUAUACUUUUUGUUUAUUAUAACGAAGUUUAGUGAAAUAAAAUACAAAAAUAA